UGAGUUUGGAGUUGAACAAUAAAUCAGAGUUGCAUAUCACACACAGAAGUAACAGGAGCAGAUUCAUCACAUACAACAUGUUUCUUUGCUUUCUUGUUUUUUCCCUGUGUGCAAGCACAGUGAAAUGCGCGAGUACUAGUUCACCCACAACUACAAACCUGAUGAGCACAACUUCGACGGAAGCACCAACAACAAUAGCGACAACAAUACCACUGGAUUGCCUGCAUCUUGUGGCCACACCAGACUACCCAGUUGCUGCAGGUCUAACAGUUGAGCUACGUUGUCAAACAAUAAUCCCACUACAAAACAUUAUCUGGUCCAGGUACCAUCUUCAAAAUCAGAGCUGGGAAAAUGUGGGUUUGGGUCACGUACUGCUCCUCACCGAGCCCAAACAAACUGGGAUGUACAGAUGUGAAAUCCGCAUUGGGAAUGUGGAGCGCGUGAGCCAGAUUCACGCUGUGUACAUCGUCUCCAUAUCAACAACAGGAGAGAAGUUAGGAAAAGCAGCCUUUGCCUUUACUAUCUUGAUCUUGAUUGGCAUCAUCGCCGGUCUGGGUUGGUUCUUUUGGGAAAGAUCUGGCAACAAACUAAGCGCUUUGGAUGCUCCAAAGAAAGAUGUCCCGCCACCACCUGAAGUGAUCCCAAAGAAUUUGCCACAGACAAGUGAUGCUGAUGUUGAUGUCUACAUGAACUAUACAAGCAAUACUGAACCCUACACUGACCUCAACCCUUCCAACCUCGCAAGGGACGAUUUCUACUCCACUCUGUCAUAACUGAUGAUGUGAGUGGGUGUGGAGUCAAAUAAUUGUUUGGUUGCUAUGGUGAUCUCUGCAAUGCUGUCUGAACUUCCGUGUUUUAUGGUUUCAGUUAGAUUUAAUCUACUUUUACAAAUUUUUUUGCAAUGUCAACGUGGUGAAAGCCUUCUUUGUCAAAAAUGUUUUUGUGAUUUUUUCUUUAUCUUUAUUUUCUUUCUUCUUUAUUUGUAAGCUGUGCAGUUAUCUUCAAACUAUCUGUGUUUGACUUGUUUAAGAAAUAUCUUUAAUUUAGCUCUAAAUAUUACAAAAUAGCACAUUACACAACGAUUUAAAAAAAAAACGUUUUAGGUUAAUGUUUUUGUAUGUUAGUUUUUUUUAAGGUCUAUAUCUUUUGGGAUUUGGGCCAGAAAAACUCUGCACAAACCUUUAAGUACUACGAUUUCACGGACUUAAAUACAUAGGGCUAAGUGGUGCCACAGUGUGAAGUAAUUACAAUCAAUCUUGAGCAGUACAGCCUGAAAAACAGUUGCUUCUUUCAGAUUUCCUCUGUUUUUGCUUCUUUUUUUCACACGUACAUGUAACAGUUUGGGUAAUUUUAAGACGUCAGGUAAAAUAAUUUUCCUCUCAGGUAAACGGUUUCCAAACGGUGAUUUCAUUUAUUAAAGGUCACCUCCUUAAUACAGA
Messenger RNA from Poecilia latipinna (sailfin molly), 1439 nucleotides. RefSeq lists its product as uncharacterized. NCBI's taxonomy places the organism in Eukaryota, Metazoa, Chordata, Actinopteri, Cyprinodontiformes, Poeciliidae. Bases 78 to 773 code for a protein of 231 amino acids. The record is from RefSeq and is a predicted model, not a curated record. The transcript has 6 exons.